Messenger RNA from Suncus etruscus (white-toothed pygmy shrew), 987 nucleotides. RefSeq names its product olfactory receptor 18-like. Lineage: Eukaryota; Metazoa; Chordata; Mammalia; Eulipotyphla; Soricidae. The transcript is spliced from 2 exons. Gene Ontology annotation, molecular function: G protein-coupled receptor activity; olfactory receptor activity. The record is from RefSeq and is a predicted model, not a curated record. Gene Ontology annotation, cellular component: membrane. Gene Ontology annotation, biological process: G protein-coupled receptor signaling pathway.
AUGGCUGACCAAAGUGAACAGUUGAUGCAGCAGAUAUGUGUCUGGUGUCUCUGCCCUGUGGAUCCACACAAUGUAACUGGGGCUGUGGUAUUCAUCCUGUUGGGAUUCUCAAAUGAUCCACAAGUUCAGCCUCUUCUCUUCUGCCUCUUUCUGUCUAUGUACCUGGUCAGCAUCACAGGGAACCUGCUCAUCAUCCUGACUGUCACCUUUGACCCCUACCUGCACACCCCCAUGUACUUCUUCCUCUCCAUCCUUUCCACUGCUGAUAUUGGCUUAAUCUCCACCACCCUCCCAAAGGUGAUCUGGAACAUUCACACUCUGAGUAAAACCAUCUCUCAUGAAGGAUGUCUGAUAUAGUUGUCAUUUUUGUACGCUUUUGGUUAUUUGGACAAUUCACUUCUAGCUAUAAUGGCAUAUGAUCGCUUUGUGGCCAUCUGUCACCCUCUGCACUACACAGUCAUCAUGAACUUCUGGUUCUGUAGCUUGCUGCUUCUGCUGUCUGUUUGUUUUAGCCUGUUGGAGUCCCAGCUGCAUUUCCUGAUGAUAUCAAUGCUUACCUUCUGCACCCAUGUGGAAAUUCCUAAUUUUUUCUGUGACCCCCCUCAACUCAUCAGACUUGCCUGUGGAGACACCUCCACUGAUAAAUUACUCCAAUAUUUUAUCGCUGCUGUCUUUGCUGGUGUGCCAGUCUCGGGGAUCCUGUACUCUUACUCCAGAAUCAUAUCCGCUGUUUUGAGGAUCGCAUCCACAGGUGGGAGGUAUAAAGCCUUCUCCACCUGUGGCUCUCAUUUGACUGUUGUUUGCUUAUUUUAUGGAACAGGUAUUGGGGUGUACCUCAGCUCAAUUGUAUUCCAUUCACCCAGCAAUGUGGCAGUGUUUUCCUUGGUCUAUACAACUAUUGUUCCUAUGCUGAACCCCUUUAUCUACAGUAUGCGAAACAAAGAUAUCAAGAUGGCUUACCAAAAGCUUCUCAGUAGAAGACUCUAA